Trichobilharzia szidati is the source of this 1385-nucleotide messenger RNA. Lineage: Eukaryota; Metazoa; Platyhelminthes; Trematoda; Strigeidida; Schistosomatidae. The record is from the annotation of a GenBank genome assembly.
AUGACCGCUGAUGUCCUGAAAUCUUUGCCUCCCGAUGUGCGUACUUUGAAAUUAACGGGGCAUGUCGGUUUUGACAGUCUUCCAGACCAGCUAGUUAAUAAGGCUAUUAGCCAAGGGUUCGUCUUCAAUGUACUGUGCGUUGGAGAAACUGGUAUCGGAAAGUCCACUUUGCUAGAAACGCUGUUUAAUCAAAAGUUCGAUUUCAACCCCUCACCACAUGAUCUGACAGAUCCAAAACUAAAGGCUGUUACUUAUGACCUCAAAGAAGCCAAUGUUAAGCUGAAAUUAACAGUGGUAGAAACUUGCGGAUAUGGUGACCAGAUUAAUCAGGAUAACAACAUAAAACCUAUUGUGGACUACAUUGAUAAUCAGUUCGAAAACUAUCUCCAGGAAGAGCUAAAAAUGAAAAGAUCUAUGCACACAUUUCAUGAUACCAGGGUCCAUGUAUGCCUUUAUUUUAUUGCACCUACAGGACACAGUUUAAAGUCCAUCGACUUGGUUGCAAUGAAAAAACUGGAAAAUAAAGUUAAUGUUAUCCCCAUCAUUGGAAAAUCCGAUACCAUUACAAAGUCUGAACUACAAAAGUUCAAAGCAAGAAUUCUCAGCGAGAUACAAUCCAACGAAAUUGGUAUUUACCAAUUUCCUACUGAUGAUGAAGCUGUUAGUGAAACUAACAGCCUUAUGAAUCAACAUAUCCCAUUUGCUGUCGUGGGUAGCUCAGAAGAGACUAAAAUCAAUGGCAAGACAGUACGUGUACGACAAUAUCCAUGGGGUGCAGUUCAAGUGGAAAAUGAAAACCAUUGUGAUUUUGUUCGACUUCGAGAGAUGCUGUUGCGUGUGAAUAUGGAAGAUUUACGUGAACGUACUCACGGUGUCCACUAUGAAACCUAUCGACGUCAACGUCUAAUUGAAAUGGGAUUUCGUGAUGAUGAGAAAAUGUCACUUCAAGAAACUUACGAACAGCGUCGUGAACUUCAAAGAAAAGAGUUACAACAGAAAGAAGAGGAAAUGAGACAAAUGUUUGUUCAGCGUGUUAAAGAGAAAGAACAAGUUUUGAAAGAAGCUGAGCGUGAGCUUCAAACUAAGUUUGAAAAUCUAAAGAAAACUCACGCAGAAGAAAAAAAGAAACUUGAAGAGAAGAAACGUAUCUUAGAAGAAGAAAUCGCUGCUUUUGAACGUCGUAAACAACUUGCAGAACAAGCAAGACAAGGGAAUCUGACUAUGAAGAAAAAGAAAUAAGUGAUCUGACAAGAAAAACGCCAAAUAUUUUACCCACUCUCUCUAACCAAUUCACAUAUAUACACCAGCAUUUUUGACUUCCGGUUACUGCUGUUAUUCUUCCUAAUCACAAUAAUCUUUUUUAAAAUUAAUUAAUUAAUCAGCUU